AUGAGAAGCAAACCAGGCAAUGAAAACGGAAAGAACAUUACAUCGGUGGGUUCUGCCAGAGGAAGUACUUUUGUACAAAGAACUUCGAUUGGAAAGAGUAAAGGGUAUAGUGUUGUAUCAUCUGAUAUGAAUGUAAGAGCAUAUAAUAAGAUCCUUAGGCAACCUGAUUUUAAUCCAAUAGAACAUGUUACUUCCUUUCCUCAUGAUGAUCUUGAAGCAAUGCCAGAGGCUUUGAUAAGUAAAUCAGGUAUUUUACAACCUUCAAGGUCUUAUAUACAAUGUAGUCCAAGUAUGUGCACUAGAAAAGCAAGUAGAACCCCGUCCCCACAUGUACCUAUAAUAACUGGUACCUACUGUAGUACUACUGAUAUGAAUCAUGUAUUUUCCUUUUGUAGUUUGUUGUAUGGUGUCCUUGAUAUUACUUUUUGUACCUUGAUGCAUCCCGAGCCUUCGUAUGUAAUUCAUUUUGUUGGUAGUGGAUUGAGUUUAUUUCAAUGUUUUAUUAGCAAGGGAGCGAGCACAAAGCUUUACAUAUGUGGGCUCUCCGAGAAGGUGUGCUGAAAAGAGAACUUUGAAUGGAAAAAAUAAAAAAUCUAAAAAUACAGAGUAUGAUCUGAAUGAACUCACAAAAAAUAAUAACCGUGUUCCUUUGGGAUUAGAUCCAAUGGAAGAUGAUCUUACUCUUCCUCAAGAUGAAGUUGAAGUGAUGCAAGAAACUCAGAGAAGUAAAGCAGGUUCAUGUGAAUUUGACAAGAUAAAAAAGGUUAGAGGACCAAAUUUGUGUAAGGUUGUUACAGGACUCAAACCUGGAGAAAAGCUUAGAGUCACUUUUUACCACAAUCGAGUUGUUGAGGAUAAUCACGCUUUAUUUUCGAGACACUUAGGUUCCUUAGUUAGUGAUCGUAAUAUGUGUCCUUUGCGAGUACACUCAUGGACAGACAUCGAAGAAGCUAAAUUGGAACACAUGUGGGGAGCUGUCACUGAAAAAUUUGAUAGUGAUGACAUGAUUGGUCAUAGAGAUCAUGUAUUGAAACAUAUGAGAAGGUUGUGGAACAAUUGGAAAGGAUCUCUACACAUGAAUGUGAAGUCUAAGCCAUUGCGAGAGGUUCUAAAAGAUGUGCCAGAGGGGGUCGACAAGAGUGAUUGGGAAUGGCUGGUCAAAGAGCAUUUUCUAUCUAAAAAAUUUAAGGAAACAAGUACGCGAAAUGCAAUGAACAGGUCUAAGUUGAGUAUGCCUCAUCAUACGGGUAGCAAGACGAUUAGAGAGAUAAUUUAUGAAUUGGGAGGCAAGCAUGGUAAUCCACCGGACAUGGCGACUAUCUUCUUUGAGACUCGUAAGAAGGACAACAAGCUUCUCGAACCUGAAACCAAUCAAAAAUAUGAAGAAAUUCAGGAACUACUACAAGUUGAGCCAUCACUUACUAAUAUUGAGGUAGUAGAGAGAUGCUUCAGACCUCAGAGCAAGAGUCAUAUUGUUGGAUUUGGUGGCGGGAUUACCAGUAAAGAUUUGAAAGGAGGUAGCUCUGCAAAAGCUGCACCGUUAGAACAACUAAAUGUGAGUAGAAAGGAAAAGCCUGCACUGUAAGAAGAACUGAAUGCGAGUCGGAAAGAAAAUGAAUCAAUGAAAAGAUGCAUGGAUAACAUAGAGAAGAGAUGUGAAAUGUUUGAAAGUACAAUCUUUAGAGAUCCUUCAUCACCACCAUCAUCAAGUGAACAAAAUACUGAUUGAAUCAUUUUACAGAUGGUCAAGAAUUUGAAGUCACGAAGGAUCUACAAAUUUGGAGUGAGUUGAAAAACAGUCGAAGAUGUUAGUAGAUGA
This is a messenger RNA of Solanum tuberosum (potato), 1819 nucleotides long. RefSeq lists its product as uncharacterized. The transcript has 8 exons. The coding region runs from base 665 to 1585 and encodes 306 amino acids. Lineage: Eukaryota; Viridiplantae; Streptophyta; Magnoliopsida; Solanales; Solanaceae. The record is from RefSeq and is a predicted model, not a curated record.